AUGAUGUUUAAGCAAAACUCUUUCCUCCCAAUUCUGCUGGGUGCGAAUCUUGUGUCUGCAGUUCCUACCCAAAUUGUAAAACGUACUACACCAGUCAUAGCCAAUUACGAAGACAUUACCUUUUCCGGAAUUCCCUUCGUAACCAGCAACAAACCGCUUCCCUUCUACCAACAAUUAUCCUACACCGGAUUCCUUGCCAUCAGUGAAGAUCCCCUUGAAGAUCCGCUUAUACACCCCAAUGGGUUUCAAUCCGUCGUUAGCCAGAACUUCUCGUCCAUCUCCGCCCAAUAUACAGGCUCACCUGUUUCUGCAUUUAUUCCGGCUUCGGCUUAUUUUGGUUGUUAUCUCAGCACUUCUUCAGCUGUAGCUCCUUCAAUCUCGUGCACAGUACAGGUUACUGCUUAUCAAUCCGAUGGAACACAAUAUCCUACCCAAGCGAAUUGCAAUUAUGGCGGUAUUGGAACUUUGCAACACUGUACAUUCCCAACUUCCUGGACAAAUGUUGGCAAAUUGCAAUUCAGCAUCAUUACCUCCACAAUUCUAUCAACAGUAGGCAAUAGUCUCGGGAAUCUCCUCGGAAACCUAGGUGCCAGCAUCGGAACGAUCAGUCUCUUCGUCGAUGAUUUCGUCUCAACAUAGAAGUGUAUUCCCGGACAAGUUAACUUAGAAGCAACAGGUCAAUGUAUUCCUGCAGUCACUUCCCGAUCAAACACCGAAUUGGUAACAAAAACUUCCGGAGAAGUUCUCAAUGAUUACGAAAGUAUUCCCAUCGGCGGUAUCCCUCAACUCACCAGCAGCGUCUCCCUAACCUCUUACAACCAACUCACCUACGGCGGUACAUGGCGUGCCAUUAUGAAAACCGGCGCUGCUGCUCUUUUGCAACAAAUCUACGGUCAGCAGGCCGCUGUCGGGUUUAACGGCUCGACUAUCACAUCUGUCUAUCUCGCUUCUCCUAUUACAUCCUUCAAAGCCAAUUAUGCAAAUUUUGCAUGCUAUCUUACUACCAUGACGGGUGUGAGUCCGAGGGUUGCGUGUACGGUGCAAGUUACGGCAUUCAAGACGGAUGGGUCGACGUAUGCGGAUGGGGCGGGGUGUGCGUAUGAUGGGUUGGGACUUGUCGAACAAUGCACAUUCCCCAGCACAUGGACAAACGUUGCAAAGCUCUCCUUCCAAAUCAUCGCAUCUGAGAUUUUACAAGAGGUGGGUCCGUCUCUAGGAGGAUUGAUUGGAAUGGUGGGAUCGAUUGGGUUUAUCAUUGAUGAUUUCGAUGCGAAUUAUAAUUGUGUGGCUGGAAAGACAAAUUCUGUGGUUGCACCGGGGCUUUGUGGAUGA
Molecule: messenger RNA, 1332 nt
Organism: Botrytis porri
Lineage: Eukaryota; Fungi; Ascomycota; Leotiomycetes; Helotiales; Sclerotiniaceae
Exons: 5
Coding region: 1-639 (212 amino acids)
Source: RefSeq, a predicted model, not a curated record